This is a messenger RNA of Carcharodon carcharias (great white shark), 3434 nucleotides long. Its product is annotated as TNF receptor-associated factor 4-like. Bases 440 to 1852 code for a protein of 470 amino acids. The record is from RefSeq and is a predicted model, not a curated record. Lineage: Eukaryota; Metazoa; Chordata; Chondrichthyes; Lamniformes; Lamnidae. Gene Ontology annotation, biological process: positive regulation of JNK cascade; signal transduction; activation of NF-kappaB-inducing kinase activity. The transcript is spliced from 7 exons. Gene Ontology annotation, molecular function: protein binding; zinc ion binding.
UUGUAAAAACCAAUUUAACUCGUACCAGAGCGGGCAGGGGGGGGGGGAGAAGACCCAGAGGCAUCUUUCCGGAAUCUGCGUGUCACUAGGACCCAGAGGCGCUGGCGGCCGAGUAAUUUGCUGAAUCUCCUCCCCUCCGAUAACACGUGAAAACCUCCUCCAGGAAAAUCACCUCCAAACAUCAACAGAGCGAGCAUCCUUCAUUGGGAGCCGGCGGGCCGGAGGCAGAGCGAGCUGGCUGCUCUCGCCCGUUAGACCGUCUGUACCUUAGCAGCUGGAGCCCAGUCAUGAAACCCCAAACCGGGAUGCAGUAACCUCACCCGGUCUUAAAGAUAUUGUAGAUGGGUUUUGUUUUUUAAAUGACAGCCAACUAGCGAUCGGCGUACUUCACACCCACCCCACACACACACACGUCUCUUUGAAGCAAAAAACGGCCGACAUGCCCGGCUACGAUUACAAGUUUCUGGAGAAGCCGAAGCGGCGCUUUCAGUGUCCUCUGUGCAACAAGCCGAUGCGGGAGCCCGUGCAAGUCUCGACCUGUGGCCAUCGCUUCUGUGAUACCUGUCUGCAGGAGUUUCUCAGCGAGGGCGUGUUUAAAUGUCCUGAAGACCAGCUUCCACUUGACUACGCAAAGAUCUAUCCUGAUCCAGAGCUGGAAGCCCAGAUCCUGGCCCUUCCCAUUCGGUGCAUUCACAGUGAGGAAGGCUGCAGGUGGACAGGACAGAUUAAACAGCUGCAGCUCCACCUUUCGACAUGUCCGUUCAAUGUGAUACCGUGCCCAAACCGUUGCACAAUCAAGCUGAGCAGAAGGGACCUGGCCGAACACCUACAGCACGAUUGCCCGAAGCGCCGAGUCAAGUGUGAAUACUGUGGCAGUGACUUCACUGGGGAAGGUUAUGAGAAUCACCAGGGAAUUUGCCCUCAGGAGAGCGUGUACUGUGAAAACAAAUGCGGGGCCAGAAUGAUGCGACGCCUGCUAUCACAACAUUGCCUUACAGACUGUCCAAAGCGCACACAGCCCUGUAAAUUCUGUGGCAAGGAGUUUGUGUUCGACACGAUACAGAACCACCAAUAUCAGUGCCCACGAUACCCGGUAGUCUGCCCCAACCAGUGCGGAGUGUCAAACAUCGCCAGGGAAGAUCUUGCCAAUCACCUGAGAGACAACUGCAACACUGCCAUGGUACUUUGCCCCUUCAAAGAUGCAGGCUGCAAACACCGGUGCCACAAGAUUGCAAUGAGCAGACACAUUGAUGAAAGCAUGAAAGUGCAUCUGAACAUAAUGUGCAGCCUUGUGAAUCGUCAGCGCCAGGAUAUCUUGGAGCUACGGCGGGAAGUGGAGGAGCUCUCGGUUGGCAGUGAUGGUGUCCUAAUCUGGAAAAUAACCGACUACUCGCGUAAGAUGCAGGAAGCCAAAUUGCGCAACAACUAUGAGUUUUUCAGCCCCCCGUUUUACACCCACCGCUAUGGCUACAAGCUGCAAGUGUCUGCGUUCCUCAAUGGAAAUGGGAGUGGGGAGGGGACCCACUUGUCCGUCUACAUCCGUGUCCUGCCGGGCGAAUAUGACAACCUGCUGGAGUGGCCUUUCUCAUACAAGGUGACCUUCUCCAUUAUGGACCAGAGUGACCCAUCGCUCUCAAAGCCUCAGCACAUCACAGAAACCUUCACCCCUGACCCCAACUGGAAGAACUUCCAGAAGCCUCUAAACUCCAGGAACUCCAUGGAUGAAAGCACACUUGGCUUUGGGUAUCCCAAAUUCAUUUCGCAUGAGGAGAUCAAAAAGAGGAACUACAUCAGGGACAAUUCCAUCUUCCUCAGAGCUUCUGUGGAGAUCCCUCAAAAAAUUAUAGCAUGAACAUAGACUGGAGGGAAAUAGGCCAGUUGCUCCUGCUUUAUCAUCGAAAGCUUUUUUUUUAUACACAUGCGUAUAUAUUGUGAUACAAACAAGUUGCUCGAGAACCAAAAUUUCUGAGGUACUUUUGAGAUUUCUCCACUGUGCAUUAUGAACAUUGCCUACUGUGCAUGCGUGAAUUGGCAUGAUAUUUAGAUACUGGGUCUGCCCACUUCAGGGAGACGAAGAAUACCUCUACAAUGUUGUUUUUUUAACUGUUGACUUGCCAUAGUUUCGGUAUCUAUGGUCACAGAGCCAUCUGAUUCUCUCACUUGGGGACUUUGCAGGCUAUGUGAUUGCAAGACAUCAUUCAGCCUGAUGACUAUUCCCAUGUUAUAGGAUUGGUUUGAAAACUUGAGAGAAGAGAUGGGAGGGGUGAGUUUGUUCAAGUCUGAAGAUAUAUUUGGGUUUAGAAGACAACAUUUUCGCUCAGACAGCUUAUGACUCUGUCUGAGGACACGUUUCAAUAAGGUGCAGAUUCAAAGAGUUUGGGCACUGUCAAAGUGUCCAUUUGAGGGGGCGGGGUUACAGCUUCUUUCUUAAUAAGUAAUGGUUAAGCAGACAGAGGGGUUAACUCCAGGCUGAUUCUGACGCUGCCAAAAGAGUUUGCCUAUGUACUGUAUUUUAAGCUGGUCAAAGUUGGCUUCUCAGGUGAUCAAACAUAAAACCCAGUCUUCAGUAUUAGUUGCAUUAAACUGAUUUUGGAGGGAAAGUGCUAGCUUUCUCCACUGCAUUAAGAAAAACAGGAGUGCUUGUAGCCAGUUUUCAGUCAGCCUUUUAAAAAAAAAACAAAGUGGGAGAGAAACAUUUUUGGGGGAGAGGGUAGGAGACACUUUUUUUUCCCCAGUGUUAUUUUAUUACAAAAAGAAUGACAUUUUAUACACACAAAAUGUUAUGUCACUAUUUUGGCCAUGGCUGAUUGCUGAGAAACACCCUUUAAAAAUGCUUUUAAUAAACUAAGGCAUGUGCAAUAAGUAAAUGCCAGGAUUCAAAGAUGUGAAUAGUCAAAGUUGCUAAUAUAUAACGGUAAUACUAGAAGGUUCUUUUUUUCCCUUUUUUUUUUCUCUCUUCCUCGUUCUUUCUCUCUCCCUGCGUGCUCUCUCACAGAAGUUGGAAUCUUUUGCUACGUUUGAACUUACCGGGUGCAAACUGUUUCUAUGUCUAUGUCCAUGUUCAACGAUUUUGAAAACGGAAGAAUUUUCUAAAGCUGUAUAUUUUAAAUAAAACUACAUCUAGGACUUUAACUGUUUUGUAGUAGACUAGGGAUGCAAGUGUUUUUUUUUGUAAUGAAUAUCAAUGAAAAGCUGGAAAAAUCUCAAUGGCAUGUUAGUGUAAUUCCAUUUUAUGGUCAGUUAAAUCCAUUUGGAAUUUUUGGAAAAAGUAGUCUUCUGCUUUACUUGAUUCCUCGUGUAUAAUUUCAGUUCUAAAGCUAUUUAUUUUUUAGCUGUGUUGUUUGAUCAUUGAGAUAGAUGUGUUUGAAAGCCAGAACAAGAGAUGAUUGUCUGUACAUCGUCUUUUUUUGAAAUAAAAUGUGUAUUCAUACAAA